UUCUUGCUUGAUUGAGAUGCCUUUUAAUAAUUUUCAUCCAAUUUUAUAUUCCACUAUUACAAUUUACAAUCCACUCUAAUAAUAACAUAAACUUCUCCACCUCUUCAUCACUCCAAAAUUUAAAAAACUUUACAGUUACAAAAUUAAAAUAUUUUAUGAGACACAGAAGAACAGCCUUUGUAGAAAAAAAGGAUACCCUUUUGGGGGAGACUCAUGUAUAACAAAUCAACCAAUCUCAAACUACCCCUUAUAUAUAUACAUGAACAUGUAGAUCCUCCUAUACAUAAUAUUCAUAUUUUCCGGCAAACCGAUCACCAGGGAAAAAAAAUUGUAGAAUUUUAAGGCAAGUGUGUCCAUCCCUCAAAUUGAGUAUGCAAAUUUUACUUCAUCUCCUUUUUUUGUUCUUCUUCCUUGUUGAAUCACAAUCUACCUAUAGCCAAGUUUACUUGACUUCUACUCCAAAUGUAGCCACAUAUUUCCAAGCAAGCCUAGCAGUUGUCAUUGGUGUCCUUGCCAUCAUGUUUUCACUGACAAUAGUCCUCCUCAUCUAUGCAAGGUUUUGUCGCCAAGCUUCACCGAUUCAUAACAACCAACAAAAUCUUGACGGAUUACUAAGACCAGGCUCGCGAUUCUCUGGAAUCGACAAGGCGGUGAUUGAGUCCCUCCCUUUCUUUAGGUUCUCUUCUCUUACGGGGUUGAAAGAAGGUCUAGAAUGUUCAGUUUGCCUUUGUAAAUUUGAAGAUAUUGAAAUUCUCCGGUUACUUCCCAAGUGUAAACACACCUUUCACAUCAAUUGCGUUGAUCAAUGGCUCGAAAACCACUCAAGUUGUCCUCUUUGUAGGCAUAAGAUCAGUACCGAUGACCUUGAAGCCUUGACAUACUCAAAUAGUUUGAGGUUUUUAUGGAACAAGUCAGAGCGACAAGGGGGGGACUCGAAUUUAGAGCUAUUUGUCCAAAGAGAGGAGAAUCAUCGACACGGGUCAACAUCAAGAUUUACUAGUUUUAGGAAAGUUGGUAAGCGGGAGAAGGAGGAAGAGGAAUUGCCAAUCCAAGAAAAUUGUACCGGUGUUGAUGACAAUCUACAUAAGUUCAAGCACAAGAUCGUUGUACCGGAUGGUUUGAUCAAGAACCGGUGGAGCAAUGUGAGUUCCUCGGACCUCAUGUUUUUGAAUUCGGAGAUGAUUAGUGCUAUGUCAAGCGAUAGAUUUACUCGUUUGGAUUCAAAAAUUGAGGAAUCCACGUCAACUAGAGGGGUUGAAGAUGGUGAUCAAAUUAUGAAGAUUAAGGAUGAGAUUGGGAGGAAAAGGGUUCUUGAAAACAAGGUUAGUAAAAUGAAUCAAAAUGAGUUUUCAAAAGCAAAUCCUUUAAGGGGUUUGAAUCUAAGUGAAAAGAGAUCGAUGUCAGAGAUAACAGUUCAUCCAAGAUUCACAGGAUUUAGUAGGAUUGGUACCAGAGAUUCUUCUUCUUUGGUUCCUGAAAAUGUUGCUGAGGAAGAGAAAAUGAAGAGGCUUUGGUUGCCCAUAGCAAGAAGAACAGUCCAAUGGUUUGCUAAUAGAGAAACAAGGUCUCAAGAACAAUCACAGAACACAAGACAUUCAUUGAAUGUGUAAAUUCAAAGCAUAGGCACUCAAGGUUUGUUUUUAAAUUUCUGAUAAAUUCAGAUUUGAAGUUUCGAUUAAUACAGAUGCAUACUACAGAGAAGAAUGAUAGAAAAAUUCAUGGGAAGUCUCAUGAAGGUAGUGUUUUUGUAUUGAAGAAAACAGAAACAUUUUUCGUACUUCACAUAUAUAAAAAUUCAAAAACAUUGUUGUCA
This is a messenger RNA of Camellia sinensis, 1813 nucleotides long. RefSeq names its product E3 ubiquitin-protein ligase ATL42. Lineage: Eukaryota; Viridiplantae; Streptophyta; Magnoliopsida; Ericales; Theaceae. The record is from RefSeq and is a predicted model, not a curated record.